UCUGAUAUUGACAAAAAAUCAACAAAGCAACCAUAAAGUUUACAGUAGAAAGAUAAAGAGGAACCCCCUUUGCCUUGCAUCUCAGUUUUCAUCAAUUUUUUCUGUCUAAAUUCAAAAGGGUGUAUAGCUCCAAAGUUGGUAACUAUCAAAAAACAUUGGCGUUUUACAUUCACAUUGGCAAAAUAGCAAAGAAUGGUCGCGAGCUAUGGAGAGCUUUGAAGUAGGGGAGACACCAUGUCGUAUUGCUUUGAGGGGAUCAAGCAUUUAGGUGCUUCCCUGUCGAAGUGUUGUGAAAGGCAAUCAACGGGACUUGAGGAUCCUGAGAUUCUUGCACGAGAAACAGUUUUUAGCGUAAGUGAGAUCGAAGCUCUUUAUGAGCUUUUUGAGAAGAUUAGCAGCGCAGUGAUUGAUGAUGGGCUGAUCAACAAGGAAGAGUUUCAAUUGGCAUUGUUCAAGACGAGCAAAAAAGAGAGCUUGUUUGCUGACAGAGUGUUUGACUUGUUUGACACAAAGCACAAUGGACUCUUGGGAUUUGAGGAGUUUGCCCGUGCACUCUCUGUUUUCCAUCCAAAUGCCCCUAUCGAUGAUAAGAUUGAGUUUUCUUUUCAGCUAUAUGAUCUCAAGCACCAAGGCUUCAUCGAGAGGCAAGAGGUGAAGCAAAUGGUGGUUGCUACACUUGCCGAGACUGGUAUGAACCUUUCAGAUGAAAUUAUUGAGAGUAUAAUCGACAAGACUUUUGAAGAAGCUGAUACCAAACAUGAUGGAAAGAUUGAUAAGGAAGAGUGGAGAAAUUUGGUCAUGCGACAUCCUUCACUUCUGAAGAAUAUGACCCUUCAGUAUCUCAAGGACAUUACAACUACAUUCCCAAGUUUUGUCUUUCACUCAAGAGUUCCGGAUACUUGAUAUGGAAUUGCUAAGCAGAACUGCCCACAGAAGUAGUCUUUCAAGAGUUUCCGGAUACCUAAUAUGGAAUUGCUAAGCAGAAUUGCCUUGCCCAGAGAAGUAGUCUUUCAUGAGAGUUGCAAGUUCAACGAAGAAUUUGUAGUAGUAGUAUUUUGCUCAUCUAUUUAAUGUUUCGACGUUUUCAUGAUUUGUUAUUCUUUAUUAGAGCAGUGUGGCUGUGUAUUCUUGUUACCUCUGAAAAAAUGCUAAGUUUCCUUGUUGAUGCUGCUCA
Solanum verrucosum is the source of this 1174-nucleotide messenger RNA. Its product is annotated as calcineurin B-like protein 3. Bases 235 to 903 code for a protein of 222 amino acids. Lineage: Eukaryota; Viridiplantae; Streptophyta; Magnoliopsida; Solanales; Solanaceae. The record is from RefSeq and is a predicted model, not a curated record. Gene Ontology annotation, molecular function: calcium ion binding; kinase binding. The transcript is spliced from 10 exons. Gene Ontology annotation, biological process: calcium-mediated signaling.